Molecule: messenger RNA, 1503 nt
Organism: Penicillium nucicola
Lineage: Eukaryota; Fungi; Ascomycota; Eurotiomycetes; Eurotiales; Aspergillaceae
Exons: 3
Coding region: 1-1503 (500 amino acids)
Molecular function (GO): protein binding
Source: RefSeq, a predicted model, not a curated record
AUGACGAAACCCUCACUUUCGCCAGCACAAUGGCCUCGAACAUGCCGUUCUCUUAAUCCAAUCGUACAAGGCGUGCGCAAUCCGAGGCUGGGAGCCCGCGCAGCUCCCGCCAUCCACGAUGUGACCGCACCUGCGACACCGAAACGACCAUUCCAUACUACCCAGCCUUGGUCGCUCAGACCCCUCUCAAAAUUACCCACUACUUCCCACAAAGCCAAUGAAUUAUCACAAGCAAUGAUACUAGAAAACAAGCAAGGCAUACCUCUGGACCGUGAUGGGUUUUUUCGUCUACGUUUAAAACCGGAGAAACUUCGACACCUGGAUGAAGACGAAUUCAAGCGAUUGUAUGAAGCUGCCGCUGAACUUUUGCCCCCUCAAGUUGACCUGACUACGUUUACACGCGUGGCCGAACGACUGGUCAAGGCUGCUGGGUCUAUUGACUGCAGCGCGGCAGCCAUUCAGAGUAUCUCUGUAGACGUUGACGCUGUCUAUCGAAUCGGGUACGUUGUCGCCAGAUCUUCUCCCGGCUUCCAGGAAUAUGUCCAGAGUGCUUGUGCGAGAGCCGGGUCCCGCCGAGCCCUUGUUGCUCUUGUGUCCAGAUACCUUCGUCUGGACGGCGUUGAUAUUCACCGAAACAACGAGUGGAUCACGCGGCUCCAGGAGCUAGCUCUCAAGGAAGAUUUCCCUCCCGCGAUUCUGGUCUGGGCAGAGCUUUUGACCUGGCGUGGUCAGACCCAAGAAGCCACCGAAAUCUUAGAAGAGAAAAUCUUACCCUGGAUGGGACUGUCUCCUCUCCCCUGGCGACUCUAUGCUCUUGCCAACGCCGACGACCCGGAGAAAGUGAAAGAUGCCAUGACUCGCGCGGCCUUGGACUUCGGCGAGCCCAUUGCUUUGACCGAGCUGGCGAUCAGUGCGCUCACCAGCCAGCCAGGCGGACCAGAGGACGCAUUCGCAGACAUAGACAACGAGCAGGCAUGGCAGGAAUACCAAAAGUACGAACAGUACAUGACCAUGGCUGCCACGGCCGGCUACGAUCCAGCUUGCUUCUAUAUUGCCAACUGGUACUACCACAUAUCCAAAGGCUGGCUCCCCAACCCCGAAAAGCGGACGCGUCUCUUGCAGGAGAGGGCGUGGGGGAUCUCACAGCCGUCGGAUUGGGACGACCCCUGGAAGAAAUACAACCCAUACAUGCGCAUGACGCAGUUACUGUCCCAUUUGAAUAAACCCAUGGAGCCCGAUGAAUACCACCUGCUCUCGAUUAGCUGGCAUCAACUUGCCAUGUUAAAAAAGAAUAACAAGUCAUCUCCCCUCAUUCUGGCAUUAUUGUUCCGCGAAAGCGGCUACUUCAAGGAUGGCCUUAAGAUGUUCCAUGGAGCUCUUAAGACGGGCUUUCCAGAUUUCCUGCCGAGGAAGGGAUUACUCGAGUUGGAUAAAAAUUGGUUCAAUCCGAAAUAUGAUCCGCCUAUGAAGCAGAUCGCUAAAAAGCUGAUGCCGAUUGGUUAG